Molecule: messenger RNA, 2355 nt
Organism: Crotalus tigris (Tiger rattlesnake)
Lineage: Eukaryota; Metazoa; Chordata; Lepidosauria; Squamata; Viperidae
Gene: USP46
Product: ubiquitin specific peptidase 46
Exons: 9
Coding region: 522-1622 (366 amino acids)
Biological process (GO): protein deubiquitination
Cellular component (GO): cytosol; nucleus
Molecular function (GO): cysteine-type deubiquitinase activity; cysteine-type endopeptidase activity
Source: RefSeq, a predicted model, not a curated record
CUGGGGAUUGACCCCCCCCCAAACCCCCCCGCCGCUGUCAAAGUGGAUCCCGGGCUCUGCGCUGCAAUGGAGAGACGGGAAGCGGAGCGGCCGGCGCGCGGGAAGGAGGAGGCAGAGGAGGCGGCGGCGGCGGAGAAGGAGGAGGAGGAGGAGCGGGGCGAAGAAGAAGGAGGAAAAGCGGCCGAGUGAGAAGCGGGGCCGUCCCGGCCGGCCAGACACCGAAGCGCCGCCGCCGUCGCCUUGGAGUCCGUGUGUGCGCGCUCCUGUCCGCCCGCUCGCCCCGCGUCAGCCAUGCCCUCCACGGCGCGCUGCAGCUGAUCCGAGGCGCGCAGGCCGGUGCCCUUCGGGCGCCUGCCUCCCUCCCUGCCUGCCUGCCUCUGCCUCCUGCUGCAGCCUGGCGGGGGAGGCUGAGCGCCGGCUUCGGCUCGCCGCCUGCGCCUCUCUCCGGUCCCGCAGCCGCGGCCAUGCCGGCUUUCCCCUUCUAAAGAUGGCGGUGGGGAAUCGCUGCAUCCUUUAGACUCAUGACUGUCAGAAACAUCGCCUCCAUUUGUAAUAUGGGCACCAAUGCCUCUGCUCUGGAAAAAGACAUUGGACCAGAGCAAUUUCCACUUAACGAACACUACUUUGGGCUGGUCAACUUUGGCAACACAUGCUACUGUAACUCAGUCCUGCAAGCCCUGUACUUCUGUCGGCCGUUUCGGGAAAAUGUGCUGGCGUAUAAGGCCCAGCAGAAAAAAAAAGAAAACCUCUUGACUUGUCUAGCAGACCUUUUCCACAGCAUUGCUACACAGAAGAAGAAAGUUGGGGUGAUUCCUCCCAAAAAAUUCAUCUCAAGGCUACGGAAGGAGAACGAUCUUUUUGACAACUACAUGCAGCAGGAUGCUCACGAAUUUUUGAAUUACUUACUAAACACUGUUGCCGACAUUCUACAAGAGGAGAAGAAGCAGGAAAAGCAAAAUGGCAAAUUGAAAAAUGGAAACGUGAACGAAGCAGAAGAGAACAGCAAACAGGAGCUGACCUGGGUGCAUGAGAUAUUUCAGGGAACCUUGACCAAUGAAACAAGAUGUCUGAACUGUGAAACUGUUAGCAGCAAAGAUGAAGAUUUCCUUGAUCUGUCUGUUGAUGUAGAACAGAAUACAUCCAUAACUCACUGUUUAAGAGACUUUAGCAAUACCGAAACGUUGUGUAGCGAACAGAAAUACUACUGUGAGACCUGCUGCAGCAAACAGGAGGCUCAGAAACGGAUGAGGGUUAAGAAGCUGCCGAUGAUCCUCGCCUUGCACCUGAAGCGGUUCAAGUACAUGGAGCAGCUACACCGAUACACCAAGCUCUCUUACCGAGUGGUGUUCCCCCUUGAGCUGCGACUCUUCAACACAUCGGGGGAGGCCAUCAACCUGGACCGUAUGUAUGACUUGGUGGCUGUUGUCGUUCACUGUGGCAGUGGCCCUAACCGUGGACACUAUAUCACCAUUGUGAAAAGUCAUGGCUUCUGGCUGUUGUUUGAUGAUGAUAUUGUAGAGAAAAUUGAUGCACAAGCUAUUGAAGAAUUCUAUGGCCUUACCUCUGAUAUAUCAAAGAAUUCAGAAUCUGGAUAUAUUUUAUUUUACCAGUCGAGGGAAUGAUUCAGGAAGACUGUGACUUUUUUUUUUCCAUACUAGAGUGGAUCCUGACCAACACUGUUAAAUGACUACUCUGUAGACCUGACCAAUACAGCCCAUGCAGGAUCAUUGCUUACUCAUGGACUAAAACUCCUAACUUAUGUCUAGAAGCUUCUCCCAUCUUAAGUCAUCGAGAAAAAGAACAAAUGUAUAGAGACUCAUAUUCAUCAGAUGAAUCCACUGAACUGAGGUAUAAUGUGGAAUAGAUGCUUGCAUCGCCACUAAGGACCAUUUCCACACCCAUGUCUGAACUUCCAUUCCUUUUCAGCAGUGAUUUUUCAGACUGUUCUAUGUGGAGUUAAUUGAAUUUCUUAAAAGAUUCACGAGUGUUUUCAGAUCACUCCAAAUGAGAGCAAUCUAUAAGGUAUCGACUAAGGGGGGGUCUACGACAAUUUGCUGCAGCCAGCUCGCCCCAGCCAAUUUGCCGUGGGACAAGAGAUGCACUCAUAUCAAAGAAAUAGAAAUAAAAUCAUUAAAGGAUGCUAAAGGUGGGACAAAACGAAAUGUGAAUGACAAAACUUAACCUAGUUUUAAAUGAUUUAAUUCUUCAGAUUAAAUUGAAUCGUCCCACAUGUCUAUGGAGGUUCUCAGUCCAUCCAGGUGGUGGUUGUCCCAAAGGUGCUUUUUUCAAGACUUUGUUUUUCUUUGAAGACAUUUCACUUCUCAUCCAAGAAGCUUCUUCAGCUCUGACUGGAUG